Messenger RNA from Arachis duranensis, 1205 nucleotides. RefSeq lists its product as uncharacterized. The record is from RefSeq and is a predicted model, not a curated record. Lineage: Eukaryota; Viridiplantae; Streptophyta; Magnoliopsida; Fabales; Fabaceae. The coding region runs from base 391 to 1194 and encodes 267 amino acids. The transcript is spliced from 3 exons.
CAUCACAGCCUGUCAUAACCUGAAUUAUUGUUACAUUUUUAAAUCUGAGCUUGUUUUGUUUCAUAGUAAAGGGUUGAAUGAAUGUUUAUUCUUGAUUGGUUAUUACAUGUGCUUAUAGAGAGAUAUAGAUAGAUAGAUAGAUAGAAAGAUAGAUAGACAGACAGAUAGAUAGAAAGAGAGAUUUCUUAGCUUGUUGUCUAUGAGCUAUAAUACCUUUUGAUCUCUCCUUUGUCUCAAACAAGAUUCAAGGAUAGUAAUUAUGACAGAAUAUACUGCUUCAACUUCUCUUAAGGCUGAUUCAUGGCUUAAAAUGAUGGCAUGAAGGAGGAAGAUGUUCAAUGACCUUCUUCAUCAGAGAAAGCUGCAAUUUUGCUACUUCUUAUUACAGGCAUGGGAACCAAAGUUGAAUAUUCAGUAAAUCUUCUUGCAACAUCAUUAGACAGCAACAAGUUGAGAGUGGGUGGAGUGGAUGUCUGGGAGCAUUAUCAGAACAAAGUGCUGACCAAUUAUAACCUUCUCAUCAAGACUAGAAUCAGUUCCAAAGUGCAAGAUCCAAUAAUGGAUAGGAUGCUUGAAAGAAACAACAUUGAAUACAUCAAAAGGACAAUGCAGAUGCAUGAGGCCAUCUUCAAACAGCAGGUAAGAGAACUGCACAGGCUGUACAGUGUGCAAAAGAUGCUGAUGGAUGAGCUCAGAAAGGAAAUAAGACAACAGAAACUUCUGACUCCAUUAUUAAAUGGCAUAGAUGAAAGGCAUCCUCAUUUUAUUGAACAGCAACAACAUCUAGUGGCACAAGCCUCAUAUGGACUAGAUUUCCAUGUUCAUCAAAAUUUGAUGAGAGAGGAAGCUGCAGGCUCAAGUAGAGGUUUUGAUCUUGAAAGGCCUGCUUGUGAGGAAGAAGUAUUUAUGGGAGGUGAGGCAGGUCCUAGCAACCAUGGUGGUUGUGAUAAUGAAGAAAUGGAAGUGGAUUUGACACUAAGUAUAGGAGGUAGUAGUAGUAGUAGUAGCCAUGUUAAGAAACAUGAUCAUGUGGCUCAUUUAGCAUGCUCACAAGACUCAUCACCAAAUGGGAAAAGUAGAAUAGUAGGAGAAUGCAAUGACCCCACCACUCCUCUGAGCAGUACCACUGUGACAUUUACACAAACACAAGGAAGGAAUAAGGGACCACAUUGGCUUUCUCAAGGCUUAAAUUAAAGAUUCAAUAC